CACCGCGCCGUGUCCGCACCGCGCCGUUCCCAGCCGCGCUGCCGGCUCCGGGAGCGGCCCAGCCCGGGGCGGGCGGAGGCGGCGGCUCAGAGCGGCGGAGCCGGUGCGGAGGGACCGGGGCUGCGUUGGAGGGUGCGGGCCGCACUGCCCAGGCUCAGGCCCCGCUGCCCGGGCCCAGCGCUCCGCGGCUGCCGGAGCUGAGGGCGGGCCGGGCCGGGCGCUGCGCGGGGCCGCCCCUUCUCCGCGCCGCCGCUGUUUCCUGCCCGGCCGGCGGAGAGCCGGGCUGCCGGCGGAGGAUCUGGACUUGCCAAGAUGCCCAUCCCUAUUGAUGAUGUGAUGCAGCUGCUCUGCCAUGUCUCCGAGGCGAGGGGCAUGAAAGCUGCUGUCAAGCAUUCUGGUCGGGGAGCACUGCUGGCUGGUGCCACAGCUUUUCUGGGGGGGCUCAUGGGAGGCCCGCCUGGAAUUGCUGUAGGAGGAGCAUUUGGUGGAUUGCUUGGUGCCUGGAUGACUUCUGGACAAUUCAAGCCAGUCCCUCAGAUUUUACUGGAAUUGCCUCCCAUUGAGCAGCAGAAACUCUAUGAUGAAACCGUGGAUAUUAUCAGGCACUUAGACUGGACUGAUGUUGCUCAGCUGACUGCUCUUGUAAUGGGAAACGCUGGUCUCCAGCAGAAGCUGACAGGAGUGCUGAUCAAUUACCUCUCCAAGGAGCUAAGAGCACAGAUAGAGUAUGGAGAAUGAUCCUCUACAGAGCAGGCUUUUUACGUUGAAUGAAUUUUACUCUGACAGAUGUGAAUCCUCAGCACAACAAUUACUAAUUAUCAGUGCUAAUUAUAAAUAUAGGCCAAUUAAGUAUUUUUGGGUGUUGGGGUUUGGGCUUUUUUUUUUAUUUUUGAUUUGUGUAGAUUUGUAAGGAUAGUAUUAGAUUACUGCAUUAUCAUGACACUGACUUCCUAUGUAAUUUUGGAUUGCUCUGUGCUAGGACUAUUUCAGAUUGUUGAAGGGAAUUAUGCUGCUCUUAGGCUAAUGUGUCRCUUGUGAAAAUUUUCUAAAUAAUUUUGUUUUAUUUGGGAAACCUAAUUCUGUUGGUGUAAGUGCUUUAAGUUUUUCUCCCCCAUGAAUGACRUGUAAAGUGCCAAAGUAGCUAGGGCACUUGGAAGAAUUUUACCUAUUGUCUGUUUCAGCCCUGCAAAGGCAAGUUUUAUAAGAAAGUACAUUACUGUGAAUGCAAAGGACGCUAUCCUUACUUUAUUGUUUGUCACAUUUUUAUUAUAAUCCUUGAGUAAUCUUUUUUCUAUGUAACAAGUGAAGCAAAUACCUAAACAAGAUUUCAAGCAACAGGAAAACAAACUGUGAACAAUUUCAAUUCAAUUUUCACUAAGUUCCUGGUGCCCUAGAAUGGGAAGAUGUGGYAAGAAUACUUUUAAAAAAUAAUGGGGAGCUGGAUCUGCUAGUUUUAUAUUGGCUCCAUGAUUAGGGUUGCCAUUUCAGCAUUGGUUUCUUGACUGAGUCUGAACAGCUGGUCUUCUGCUUUUAUUAAAAUAUUCAUAAGAAGCAUCAUAAGAAGCAUCAUAAGAAGCAUCAUAAGAAGCAUCAUAAGAUCUGUGGGUUGCUUUAAAUUAAAUGACCUCUUUAAAAACUCAGCCAGGGCUGUACUGGGCACCCAGCAGUUGGCAGCAGUGGUGGUGCUGGUGGGGUAAUGUACCAGCUGCUGCUAUUACUGUAAGCACCAAAUGCCAUGAUGCUGAAUGUCCCAGCCAGUUGUUCACAUUUGGUUUCAAGGCACUAGUAAGAAAAGUCUGUAGGUAGAAAAAUGUGCMGGUGCGCCUUCUUUUUUUAUGUAAAGACAAGUGAAACUGCUCUGACAAGUSAAUUUUUUGCCUAAAAUAAAGAUUUUUCUCUGUGUGUA
Messenger RNA from Malurus melanocephalus (red-backed fairy wren), 1906 nucleotides. It is a transcript of the gene CUNH19orf12, whose product is annotated as chromosome unknown C19orf12 homolog. The record is from RefSeq and is a predicted model, not a curated record. NCBI's taxonomy places the organism in Eukaryota, Metazoa, Chordata, Aves, Passeriformes, Maluridae. The coding region runs from base 313 to 738 and encodes 141 amino acids. The transcript has 3 exons.